GUGCCCACAGCAGCGGGUCCGAGGCGCAGCCGGAUCCCGCCAUGGAACAGCCCAGGAAGGCGGUGGUGGUGACCGGGUUCGGCCCUUUUGGGGAACACACUGUGAACGCCAGCUGGAUUGCAGUCCAGGGAGAACCUUCCAGAUCACGUCUCCCCUCCCCCAGCCCCUCUGCUCUGCACACUCUCCCCCUCUUCCCUGCUGUCUGGGGCUUGACAUGUGUGGUGAAAAGCGCCCAGUCACUGUGUGGACCGUCUCUGCUGCAGGAGCUGGAGAAGCUGGGUCUUGGUGACAGCGUGGACCUGCACGUGUACGAGAUUCCGGUUGAGUACAAAACGGUGCAGAGGCUCAUCCCCGCCCUGUGGGAGAAGCACAGUCCCCAGCUGGUGGUGCAUGUGGGGGUAUCGGGCAUGGCGACCACAGUCACACUGGAGAAAUGUGGACACAACAAGGGCUACAAGGGACUGGACAACUGCCGCUUCUGUCCUGGCUCUCAGUGCUGCGUGGAGGACGGGCCUGAGAGCAUUGACUCCAUCAUUGACAUGGAUGCGGUGUGCAAGAGGGUCACCACGCUGGGUCUGGAUGUGACAGUGACCAUCUCACAGGAUGCCGGCAGAGCCACGGCCGCUCGGCCUUCGUCCACGUGCCCCCGCUGGGCAAGCCCUACAACGCCGACCAGCUGGGCAGGGCGCUGCGGGCCAUCAUCGAGGAGAUGCUGGACUUGCUGGAGCAGUCAGAAGACAAGCUCAGCUACCGCCACAAACACUGAGCGCCGCAGGCCUCCCAAGACCUCGCCCCGUGGACCCAAGAGGGACAUCGCCCUCAGGGGCCUGGCCAGGAAGACCAGCGGUCGUCCCCGGUCACCCGGCUCCUCUCUCUCUGCAGAAGCUCCGGUGGACUUGAAGCAGAGGCUGGGGCUUCUCCUGUUCCCCUGUGCACUGGGGGACACAGCCGCCACAGCCAGGAGGUCAACCAGUGGGCCCAGACGCCCCGGGAAUCCUGGUCAGGUGGCCCGUGCCCUGUGACCUCCGGCCGGGCCGCCUGCUCCUGUGCCUCCCACGUCUGUGGGUGGAGGAGAGCCAGCCCCUGGCUCCUGGCUGGUUUGUCUCAAAUUUAAGUCUCAUGAAGAGUCUCAGCCCAAAACUGUCCCCCAAAGCUUGGGUGGCCCCAGAUGGGGCCGCCCUGGGACGGUUGGUUUUAUUCUCUCUUUUUUUCUAUUUUUGAGGACAGUCGUGGGAGCUGGGGGCCAAGAGCCACUGGUGUCCCCUUUGCCAACCCGUGGCUCGGCCGAGGACAGACGGGCCUUUUCUUUCUCCCAGGGUGUGGCCUCUUUGGCCUCUGGCCCCCAAAACUGGACUUGACUCUUGUCUUUGUGUCGGGACAACAGUGGCCAGGCCACAGUGCAGCCACGGGGACCUGGUCCCUUGACACCAGAGCCGUGCGCCGUCCCUGGAGGCCUCCUGCACCCGUGGGACAGCCGCUCUGGGCCGCUGGGGGUCCGUUAACACCUAAAGUAGCCGCCACCUCGCUGGGCAUCUGGGCCUGGGGCCUGGAGCUGGCGUCCUGGAGUGUCCCCACGUGUCCCUGCAGGAACUGGCGGGCCCCGGUGGGCUUCUUGUGAGUGGUCUCUGGGACGUCCCCAGGACUCGGGAGUCGCUCUACCUCGCUCCCUGCCCACUCUGAACUUGGCGGGCAGGGCCAGCGGCCUCCCUCAGCAGGUGGCCUGACCCUGACACCUGCAGGAGAGAGCGUCCUCCUGUAGCCAUGCCACCAAGGAAGGAAGAUGGGCGUCUGGGGAACCAUCGGCUUUUCUCUGGGGAUGAGGUUUCCCUGUUGCCCUGGGAGGGCGCCACUGGACCCUGUCCCUGGUUGAGUCCUGCUUGGGUCCCGCCAGGUUCUGCAGCCCCAGGCAGCUGGCUGGGCUCUCUGACUCCCUUCCCUUCCCUCCCGUUCCCAGGUCGGUGGGGCCUCGCGGACCUGCCGCAUGGUUCAAGGUCGCCUGGCCAUCUGGGACCUGGCGGUGGUCCUCUGGGACCUGGCGGGUCUUGGCCACCGUGUCCUGAGCCCUGGCUGUCCCUGGGAGGCCAGCGGCACGGUUGUGUGACCCGGCUCUGCUCUGGGCAGCGGGCUGGACUGUGGCUGGCAGGUUAAGGUGAUUGGGACCCUGCCACCUCCAUGCCAGCCCUUGCUCUGUUGGGCACUACUGUCCCCCCAAGUCCCCAGCCUGAGCACGGGGUCUCCAGAGAGCCACGUGCUCGGCGGCUUCUGUGACAGAAGGACGUGGGGCUCUCGGGACGUGGGGCCCCGGGAUCUCAUUCAGACCGACCCCAGGCUCCAUCGGGCCAUCUGUGUCCCCCAGAGGCCCCAGGGCAGGAGGGGCGGUCCUGGGCUCUCUGGGCACCUGCCCAGACCUUUCCAGCUCUUGUCCCUGUCCCUCCCUGUGUUCCUGGUCCUGUGUGGCUCCGCCCCUCAGAGGUGUGACGUCCUGCACGUCGCCGUCCUGCCUUCCUCAUGAGCUGCCGCUGCCAUGCGCAGCGCGGGGCGGCUCUCACGUCAUCAGAUGCCAUUAAACACGUCACUCACGUCCUGCCAGCUUUUAUUUCCUCAGGGGGUGACGUUUUGUGACGUGUCUGUUGGGUGAACUCAUCGCUCACUCCGUGGUCGGUCUGUCUGUCUGUGUUGGUCCCUGUGUGAGAAGGGAGGACCGAGGCUCCCUGUCCCCCCUCAUCUUCAGACCCGGGAGCUGGCAGACGGUCGGUCUGAGAUGGGGAAGGCGGUGAUGGUGUUCCUGGUGGAGAGUCAGGCUGGGGACGGACGUGGCGGGCAGCUGGGGGAGGAGGGAGGUGACGCUGGGCGGGUCUGUGGGAAGCAGCCGGGGAGCCCCUGGGUGCUGAGGAGGGGACGGUGAGCAGCCUGGACCUGACGAUGGCUCCCUUUUCACAGGUGCCACAGCCUGUGACCUCUGUGUCUCCUGCAGCCCUGGGGCCCGGGGAGGAGGUGGGUGGCCUGUGCAGGCUGCAGCCGGAGAAGGAAGUGAGACUGGGGGGUGGGAGGGGAGAAGGGCGAGGGGAAGUGUGACCGGUGAACUGAGCUUGGGGUCACCUGGUGACACCUACGACCUGCCCGGUCAAGGACUGGAGCACACAAGGUCCCCGAGGCCACUCACGCAAGGCUGGCCAGGGGAAGGAGGGCUGAGUCAUGGAUUCCCAGCCAGUGCCAGAUUUUUUAAGAAAAUGUCAUGUUGUGCCGGGCACGGGGUGGCACGCGCUUGUGAUUCCAGUAACUCAGGAGGCUGAGGCAGGAGGAUCGCAAGCUCAAGGCUGACCUCAGCAGCUUAGUGAGGCCCUUAGCGACUUGGCAAGACCCUGUCUCAAAAAGGGCUGGGGAUGGGGCUCAGUGGUUAAGGCCACCGGGCUCACUCUCCAGGACCAAAAAAAGAAAGAAAAGAAAGGGAAAAUGUCACAUUGCAAUAGUUUCAGCGAAGGGAAAUCCCUGCUCUAUUCUUUGCUGGCGUGGAAACGUCUAGAACAGCCAGGGUCUGCUCCGAGGCAGGGGGGCUGUUUGUCCUAGGAGCCUCCUGGGGAGCAGGGCCACCUGGUGUGUGGCUCUGGGCUGGAGGGGCUGCAGGAGACCCACCCCCCCUCCUGGCUGCCUGUCUAGACUGUUGACCUUUGACCUCCCCGCCCCCUCACAGCGUCUGCACCCAGAAGUGGGGACAAAGCUCCUUUCUUUUCUGUGGCCUCAGCCUCUGCCCCAGACUGUGGGGCGGCCUCGGAGGCUGCAGCCGGCCUCGGGCACCAAUGGCCUCACAGACACACGCGGGCGCCCGGAGUGGCCGGGACAGUGAAAGGGCUUUGUCUCCUGCUCCAGGUGCAAAUCCUCACGGGGCCGGGCUGGGGGCGAGGGGGGGAGUGUGUUUGUUGUGGGGAAGUUGGGGACCCCCCAAGACCCUGGGCACGAGGCUCCUGGGGGCAGGCCUGGCCGACGUCCCUGUCUGCAGGGCUCAGGCCUCUGUGGGGGGUGCUGAAGCCCUCACCCAGACGUCCCCAUCCCGGUGGCCUGUGUCUGGGCUGGUUGUCACACACUGUCUGGGCCCUCUGAGGACCUUGGAGGCGCAGCCCAGCCCCCUCCUGUCCUCCCUCCCCUCCCCCACUUCCCCUGACCUUUCUCCCGUUGCCCAGCGACACACAGAAGUGCCUGCCCUGCUCCCGUGCUCGCGGGGCACAGAGAAGGGGACAGGUCCUGGUGCUGGCAGUGGCCAUGGCCCCCUCCACCUGGACCCAGGUUGGCCCGCGCCAGGGUUCUGCCUGGAAGUCCCCCGGCUCUGGGUUCCUCACGGCCUGUGGCGUCCCCGUCCUGGCCCACGAGGAGAGGCCACAGCUGGGCCUUGGGAAGGGGCCCCCUUUCCUCCUGGCUUGUUCUGGGGCCCGCCCAAAUCUCAGGUUUUCAUUUUGUUCUCAAUUCCUAGGAAAUAGUUGUUCUUGCUGAAAGUGACUGUUUUCUGUCCCCCGGGGAGGGCCCGCCCCUCCGUCCCCAGUGUGGCUUCCCCCCCACCUGAGGGCCUGCCAGUGCCUUGUCUGAGACCCCGUUCUGUGUCCGGGGUCCCCUGGAGCAGAGGAGGGUCUGCUGGGCUCUGGGAGACUCCACACUUGACACCCCAGAAGCAAAUAAAAUAGUUGAAAUGUGUCA
This is a messenger RNA of Ictidomys tridecemlineatus (thirteen-lined ground squirrel), 4686 nucleotides long. It is a transcript of the gene Pgpep1, whose product is annotated as pyroglutamyl-peptidase I. Gene Ontology annotation, molecular function: pyroglutamyl-peptidase activity. The record is from RefSeq and is a predicted model, not a curated record. Gene Ontology annotation, cellular component: cytosol. Lineage: Eukaryota; Metazoa; Chordata; Mammalia; Rodentia; Sciuridae. Gene Ontology annotation, biological process: proteolysis.